Messenger RNA from Dujonia railenensis, 1389 nucleotides. The record is from the annotation of a GenBank genome assembly. Lineage: Eukaryota; Fungi; Ascomycota; Pichiomycetes; Serinales; Debaryomycetaceae.
AUGAAGAUCAAAACAGUCAGUAGAUCGUCCGAUACGUACGUUCCAGUAAGGAACACACAGGAAUCAUCGCUUCCAAGAAACCUCAACCCUGCAUUGCAUCCAUUUGAAAGAGCCAGAGAAUACACCAAGGCACUUACCGCCACCAAAAUGGAGAAGAUGUUUGCCCAACCGUUCAUAGGACAACUUGGUAACGGUCAUAGAGAUGGUGUGUACCAAAUAGCUAAGAAUUUCUCCACCACCAACCAGGUUGCUACUGGUUCAGCCGAUGGGGUGAUCAAGUACUGGGACAUGACGCUGCGUAGCGAAGCUGUUUCGUUCAAAGCGCACUAUGGGAUGGUCAGCGGGUUGUGUGUUAGUCCCAACAGCAGUAGUAUGCUCUCGUGUGGUGACGACAAGACUGUUAAGUUGUGGUCUGUCAACACCGACGAGUUUGACGGAUCACAGUCAGAUCAAGAGUUGUACCAUGGAAGAGACGGUAAGGGAGGUCUUCUCAAGACCUUUUUGGGAGAACAUUCGUUCAAGGGCAUAGAUCAUCAUCAGGACGAGGAGCUUUUCUGUACAGGAGGGGCCAGCAUUCAACUUUGGGACAUCAACAGGUCCAAGUACAUUUCCAACUUGUCAUGGGGGGCAGAUAACAUCAACACAGUGAAAUUCAAUAGAACACAGACAAACAUAAUAGCAUCAGCAGGGUCCGACAACUCCAUAGUGUUGUAUGAUGUAAGGACAAACAGCCCCAUCCAAAAGGUUGUGACUAGCUUGAGAACAAACUCAAUUGCAUGGAAUCCAAUGGAAGCCUUUAAUUUUGCAUCAGGAUGUGAAGAUCAUAAUGCUUAUUUAUGGGACAUGAGAAGAUUGGACAGGUCGUUGAAUGUUUAUAAGGACCAUGUUGCUGCGGUGAUGGAUGUGGAUUUCUCUCCAACGGGAGAAGAGUUAGUUACAGGUUCAUACGAUAAGACCAUCAGAAUCUACAAGACCAGGGAGGGACACAGCAGAGACAUUUAUCAUACAAAGAGAAUGCAACACAUUUUCUGUGUCAAGUUUUCUACCGAUUCGAAGUACAUUUUGAGUGGUUCAGACGACUCUAACAUCAGAAUCUGGAGAACAAAUGCAUCUGAGAGAUCGAGUAUUAAGUCUACCAGACAGAGAAACAAAUUAGAGUAUGACGCAGCAUUGAAGGAAAGAUUCAAGCACAUGCCGGAAAUCAGAAGAAUCAGUAAGCACAGACAUGUUCCUAUUGUAGUUAAGAAGGCAGGAGAGAUCAAGAGAGUGGAAACCGAUGCAUUAAAGAAGAGAGAGGAUAACCAAAGAAAGCAUUCGAGACCUGGAUCUGUUCCAUUCAAAUCUGAGAGGGAGAAGCAUAUCAGGGGAACAGCGAUCAAGGAGCAAUAG